UACACACAGCCACGGUGGUGGUGUUUGCCAUUGUGAAGAUGGAUGGAAGGGAACUGAAUGUGAUAUACCAGUUAUGGAAUGUGAGCUUCCAAGUUGCUCAAAUCAUGGACGCUGUAUUGAAGGGGACUGUCAUUGUGAAAGAGGUUGGAGAGGACUGUACUGCGAAAAACCUGACUGUUUUGACCCAUCAUGUUCUGGACAUGGUACAUGUGUUUCUGGUCAAUGUUACUGCAAGGCUGGAUGGCAAGGAGAGGAUUGUAGCAUCGUUGACCAGCAAGUUUAUCAGUGCCUGCCUACAUGCUCUGAUCAUGGCAACUACGACUUAGAAACAGGUUCUUGUAUUUGUGAUCGUCAUUGGACAGGAACUGAUUGUUCAAAAGCGGUUUGUAGUAUGGACUGUGGACCGAAUGGUAUAUGUGAAUCAUCACGAUGUCGAUGUAGCACAGGAUGGACCGGAAAUCUGUGUGACCAGCUAACCUGCGAUCCUAGAUGUGCAGAGCAUGGCCAGUGCAAAAAUGGAACCUGUGUUUGCUCACAGGGAUGGAACGGAAAACAUUGUACAUUACCUGGUUGUGAAAAUGGAUGUUCCCGUAAUGGACAAUGUACACUAGAAAGUGGUGAAUAUCUUUGCGUCUGUAUUGAAGGAUGGGCUGGAAACGAUUGCUCCAUUGCCUUGGAAAUGAGCUGCAAAGAUAAUAUGGAUAAUGACAACGACGGCAUGACCGACUGUUCCGAUAGUGAAUGCUGUACUCAUCCAAUAUGUACUGAACACAUUAUGUGUCUCGCUUCGAACGACCCAGUAGAGGUGUUACUCCGUAAGCAGCCACCUUCUGUCACUGCAUCGUUUUAUCAGAGAGUAAAAUUCCUAAUUGAGGAAAACUCGGUUCAAUCCUAUGCUCAUAUGGAUGAAUACAGUGAAAGUGAGUUCUGGAAUUCUUUCACUCCGUGUCGAGUUUCGGUAAUGCGUGGCCAAGUCAUUACACCUCAAGGAUUAGGUAUUAUCGGCAUACGCGUUUCGGUGGAUCGAGAUUCAAGAUUUGGUUUUACUCUCACGCGUCAAGGUGGAUGGUUUGAUAUACUGGUAAAUGGUGGAGGAGCAGUUACAUUGCAAUUUCAACGAUCUCCAUUUAAACCACUAACCCGUACAGUAUUUGUGCCUUGGAAUCACAUCGUGGUUCUUUCCCCUAUUCAAAUGCAACUAAAUGACGAUGAUGAUCAUUCCAGAUUAGCCACCAGGUAUUCGCCACUCAAUCCAGCAAACAGUUUUCUAAACACACCACAAUAUCGCUUCUUGGAAGAUAGUGCUUCUCCAGUUACGAUUUGUCUUGAGCACGAUCACGAACUGCUUAAACCACAAUUGAUAAGCACUUGGAUGCCGAACGGAGUAGGUUCUAUGCCAGGAAAAAAUUUAAUUUUCGCCGAAACUCAGAUUGUACAAGAAUCUAUUCGAAUACCUGGUUCGGAGCUCAAUUUAAUGUAUCAGUCGUCACAAGCCUCAGGAUAUAAAAGUGUCAUACGAAUGCAACUUACACAUGAGAAAAUACCGGAAUCAUUGACACAUGUUCACAUUGGCGUGCAAAUAGAAGGUUCUCUGUACGUAAAAACUUAUGAGGCAGAUCCAAACUUAAGCUAUAUAUACGCAUGGAACAAACGAAAUGUAUAUAAACAGAAAGUUUAUGGUACCGCUCUCGCACGGAUCUCUGUUGGUUAUGAACACUCUACUUGUAAGGAUAUUAUAUGGGAAACACAAACCGUCAAAUUGCAAGGUUUUGACGUGGACAUAUCAGAUAUCGGUGGUUGGAGUUUAGAUAUCCAUCACCACUAUAAUUUUCAUGAAGGCAUUCUUCAGAAAGGCGAUGGAACAACACUUCAUUUUAAAGAAUAUCCUCGAGUAAUAAGACGAGUUCUUGGCGAUGGUCAACAAAGACCUCUCAAAUGUAAAGACUAUUGUAAUGGGAUUUCUGAACAUGCUCGGCUUUUAACUCCUGUGGCUUUAGCCUCUGGUCCAGAUGGCAGUCUUUACAUAGGAGAUUUUAACCUUGUUCGACGCAUCACUACCAACGGUAGUGUGAUCACCAUUCUGGAAUUAGAAACUACACAAAUCGCAUAUCAGUACUAUCUGACCGUUUCUCCUGCAGACGGACAUCUCUACAUUUCAGACCCUGAAAAACAUAAAAUUUUGAUAAUAAUACAAUUAGAAAAUGUUCCUGAUCCAAGCGCUAACAGUGACGUGGUAGUAGGAAGUGGUCAAAGAUGUAUUCCGGGUGAUGAAGAAAGUUGCGGGGAUGGUGGACCUGCGAAAGAAGCUAGAUUAUCCCACCCUAAAGGAAUAGCUAUAGCUGCUGACAAAACUAUGUAUAUAGCUGAUGGUACUAAUAUAAGAGCUGUUGAUCCGGACGGCAUUAUUCAUACACUUAUAGGGCAUCAUGGACAUCACCAGCACUGGAGCCCAGUUCCUUGCCAUGGAGCAUUACUUGCAACUAGAUCACAGCUACAGUGGCCAACAGGCUUGGCUUUAAAUCCUCUGGAUAGCUCGCUACACUUCAUCGAUGACAGAAUUGUAUUAAAACUAACAGUUGAUAUGAAAAUCAAAGUUGUUGCCGGGAUCCCUCUACAUUGCAGUGGUAACGAUGAUCAUAACAAAACAUCGUCUAAUGGCGCACUUGGAACGGUGGUGGCAAUUGCUUUCGCGCCUUCUGGUGACCUGUACGUUGUAGAUACAGAUUCAAGAAGAGUGAAUUCCAUACAUGUUGUGGAUUCUGCCGGUAAUAUGCGUUCGUUUGUGGGCGGCGUAGAAAAUGGAAUGCAAACAUGCGAAUGUAAUACCGGAGCUUUGAACAAUAAUGAAACGAGCAACCCCAUUAAUGAAGGUCAUAGUUACAAUAGUACUAUAGCGAUUCCUCCAAGACAUCGCUACAAUGGAAUAGAAUCAGGAGCACCAACGUCAACACAACUCAAUUAUAUACGAACAGCAACGAAUGGCUGCUCUUGCCAUGAUUAUGGCAAUGCAAAUAAUUUCUCCGGUGAUGGUAGUAACAAAAAUAGAAAAACCAACACCCCUUUUCUAUUCUCAGAUGCAGUACUAUCUUCUAACAUCAAAUUUCAGACUAUCUCUGGAAUCGCAGUAUCUCAAGAUGGUAUUAUAAAUAUUGCAGAUAAAGGUUCUCUUCGCAUCUUGGCGUUACAACAUUAUCUACCGCAACAUGAUAAUAAUGGAGAGUUUCAAAUCCCAUAUACACCGUCGAAUGAAAUGUAUGUCUUCAAUCGUUACGGACAGCAUGUUGCUACUAAAGAUUUAUCAUCGAGUAAAACACGGUACUCAUUCCUGUACUCGAAAAAUACCAGCUUUGGAAAACUUUCCACCGUUACCGACAGCUCUGGUAAUAAAAUACAAUUCCUGCGUGACUACAGCAAUGUAGUGAGUUCGAUUGAGAAUACGGAUCAUAAAUCUGAAUUAAAAAUAUCUUCAAAUGGAAUGUUAACGAAGAUUUUUGAAAGAAAAGGAAAAUCUGAGCUGCAGUUUGACUACGAUAGUAAUACUGGCCUUCUUGUCAGCCGGACCGGAAAUGGUGAAUCGUUCAUGUACCACUACGAUGAAUAUGGUCGCUUGUCAAGAGGCAUCUUACCUAGCGGUGAAGUUUAUGAAAUUGAAACUGUUCUAGGGGAAAAAUAUGAAGAUUUGGGAGUUCGCGUAAUAAAAAGUAUCGAUUCACAUUUUGCGCAAAUAGAGGGUAUACCAACUACAUUCUCAUUAACUGGAGGUAUCAAAAAUGCUAUUAUUCAAAGAGAAGAACAAAUUACCGUUGCGAAAAUGAGUCAUAUAAAUAAUACAUUGUCAGUUUGGUGCACAGAUGGAAUCACUAUAGAAUCGUCCGCUAUAGCUGCUCAUCCGUAUUUAGAGAAAAUAUUACCAAUCGAAGCUGAGAUAUUGCCUAUGUGGUCCCAUCAGACCGUUAAAAUAGGAGAAAGUUUGGUCAAUUCAAUGUAUUCAAAGUAUAAUUAUGCAAAUAACGAAAGUAAUCCUGUUUCACAUCAACAUUUCAUUCAUGAAAUAUAUGUGAACAAUAGCAAAGUAUUUCAAGUUACUCAUAAACAAUUACAAAAUCGUGAAUUAUUUAUGAACAAGUUCAAUGAAGUUAUUCUGGAGAUACUGUAUGAUCAAUCCGGCCUUCCAAUAUCAUACUAUCCAGGAGGCGAAAACAGUAUUUUUUUUCCACUGAAUAUUACAUAUGACCGAUACAACAGAAUAGAAGGUUGGCAAUGGGGUCCAGCUGAAUUAAAAUAUAACUAUGAUAUAAAUGGGCUUCUCUCGGAAGUAACCAGUCAGCAGGAUGGAAUGAUAUCAUACUCUUAUAAUAAUCUUAAUUUACUGUCGGAGAUUUCUUUGGGUAGUCAAAGAAAGUUUAAAUUGACUUAUGACGACAAUGGAGGAAUACGUCAUAUCAUAUUGCCCAGCGGCACAAAGCAUUCCCUGAGUAUUCAACCUUCUAUUGGGUUCGUAAGAUUCACAUACACUCCACCUGGUAGUAAUAAACCCUAUCUUCAACAUUAUUCUUAUUCGGGUGCACUUCUACAAACUGUGUAUCCAGGUGACGGUGCACGUAUUAUCUAUCGAUAUAAUAAUUUGAACUUGUUAUCUGAGAUCGUUCACGGAGACGGACGCACCGAAUUCAACUAUGGUACAGCCUCUAACAUGCUUUCUGUUAUUUUUCACACAGAGCGAGAUCUAGAAUAUCGAUGGGAUUUUGACUAUAUCGGUGAACUUUUAUUGGAAGAACGUGUUGAUUUUUCUGCUAAAACUGGCCUAUCAAAUGCUAAAUUCAGUUACAGUUACGACAACAAUUUUCGACUGAUUUUGAUUCAGGGACGCAUUGGCGGACAAAAUCUGCAAAAUCAAAUCUUAGACUACAAUGAUAAAACAGGUAGCUUAUCCCGAAUCGGUCUGUUCAAAGUUUCCAGUCCAACUGCCAAUCUAACUACCAUAGGUGAUGGAACAGCUAUAUUUGCUCGGACCAUAAAUAGCCGCUUCUUGGAAACUUUAAAAACCGUUACAAUACAUAGAAUGGCUGUUUUCAGAAUGGAAUUCACACAUGAUAUGCAUGGCAGAAUUGUACAAACUAGAACAUACACCAGAAAUGUAGGCGUCAAUACGUAUACUAAUAUUAAAAAUUAUACCUGGGAUUGUGAUGGUCAGUUAAUUGGUGUUGAAGCACAAGAGCCAUGGGGCUUUCGAUAUGAUGAUAAUGGAAACAUGUUGUCACUUACUUAUAGAGGAAACACGAUACCAAUGGAAUAUAGCAGCAUGGAUCGGAUUUUGAAAUUUGGCGAGGGCCCGUAUAAAUAUGAGGCUCGAGGGCUGGUAGCACAAAAUGCACGCGAAGAACGUUUUUAUUACAAUACACAAGGUUUGUUGGUGAGAGCAACUAAACGUGGUCGCUUUGAUGUGCGUUAUUAUUAUGAUCACCUAAAUCGCUUGUCAACCAGAAAAGAUAAUUUUGGUAACAUAACCCAAUUCUUCUACAAUAAUCAACAGCGUAUAAAUGAAGUUAGUCAAAUUUAUUCACCACGUGAUGGCAAGCUGAUGUCACUUAUUUAUGACGACCGAGGACAUUUGAUUUAUGUUCAAAUAUAUAGGCACAAAUAUUACAUAGCCACAGACCAAUGUGGAACGCCAGUAAUGAUAUUUAACCAGUAUGGAGAAGGAAUUAGAGAAAUUAUGCGCUCUCCUUAUGGUCAUAUUGUUUACGACUCCAACCCAUAUCUUUAUAUGCCUAUAGAUUUCUGUGGAGGGAUACUCGAUCAGAUUACAUCACUUGUACACAUGGCGAACGGUAAAGUUUACGAUCCGUUGAUAGGACAGUGGAUGACACCGGAUUGGGGACAUAUCGCUCAACGAAUCGGGAACCCGACGCGACUUCAUUUAUACCGUUAUAAUGGAAACGAUCCUAUCAAUCGUGAAUAUAAUAGAUAUCAUCCUAAUGAUAAUCUCGCAUGGAUUCAGCUGAUGGGGUAUAAUAUCCAAAGCUUGGUUCCACAAGCUAAUGAACGAUUAUUUGGACAAAAGACCCCUUGGAGCCAAAGCCGGAACAAUCAGCUUUUUUCCCAUCUUAGACUAAAUACGGAUAGGUCUGAAUUUACCGCGAUACAAUCUGGUUUUUUAUCUUAUCUAUCAAUGCGCAAAAUAAAAUCUCCAUUGGAUGUAAUAAGAUCAUCUACAUCAACCCUCAAUUCGUAUACAACGAAUGAAGUUUCUUUCAAAAUUGGUGCUGCAUCAGAUCCACCGUUUGGUAGAGGAAUCAUCGUAUCUCGCACACAUGAAGGAAAAGCUAUUGUAUCCAGUGUAUCUUCAGCUAACUCUAUCUAUCGUGAUGUUUAUACUUCGGUAUUUAAUGGGACUCAUCUUUUGCCAUUUUCUUUUGUGGUGCAUAACUCACUUCAAGAUGCCUUUUUUUUCGUGAAAGAAGAUGCGUGGCGAUCAAAUGAAGAUAGACAACAACUCAAACGAUUGCAAGGUCAAGUUAAUACUACAUUCCAUGAGGAAAUGCGAGAAAAUGGAAUCGGAAAUAAUCAUUUUGAUGUGAAAUUGCACAUCCAAAAUGCAGUGAUAAAUCUUAAAUAUGGUACCACAGUGGAAAAAGAGCGUCAGAGAUUGAUGCACCACGCCAAACUUCAAGCUGUACGUAAAGCUUGGUAUCGGGAAAAAGAGCUUUUACGUAAUGGACUUAUCAGUAGUUAUGACUGGACUGCGCAAGAAACUGAUGAUAUUAUUAAAAAAGGAUAUGUGAAUUUGUAUGAAGGCGAAUAUAUACACGAUACAUCACAAUAUCCAGAAAUGCUUGAGGAUCCUUUCAAUAUUCGAUUUAUAAAAAAAAAAAAUAAUCAAUCCAGAAAACGAAAACGGAGAAAUAUUGCAUCGAAUAAUUUCAGCCAUAACAAAUCUUUGUUGACAUGUAGUAGCAGUCACUGUUAGCUAAAAAAAAUGCAGUUAAUAUUCAAAACUCGCGCAAAGUUCCGAUACGAACAAAUGAACAUAUUAGAGCACCUAUAGAGACUAAUGGCGGCGAUUCGAGCUUUGAAGACUGUCGCGAAAUAGUAGAAAAGCAUAUUAAUAAUUUAAAACGUAAAACAAUAAAUAUUAAGUAUAGUAUGUGUAUGUGUGUGACUGAUAAAGGCAAAAUAGAGAAAAUGUAAUUGAGAGCGACCGAGAGGGAUAUAGAAAGUCAGAGAGCUAAUGCGAUUGAUAAAGAGAUAGACACAUAGAGAGAAAAAAAGGAAGAAAGAAAAAAAGAAAGAAAGAGAGGAAAGAUGUAACUAUUUACCGCAGAUUACUAAAAAUAAAUUUAAGCGCAAAAAUAGACGAUAUAUUUAAAUACUGUACAAAUUAAUUUAUAUACUCAUAGAAAUGAAAUAUCAAACCAGGCAGAUAGAUUAUCCCUGUACCUACCGCAAGAUAUUCUGACAAAAGUAAUGUGUUUAUUAAUACCAGAUACGCCCUUUUUACUUUAUUGAAAACAUGGCGUUGGUACAGUCUGAACAGCGCCAAGUAAAUAUUAAUCAUUUGCUUCAUAACGCAUUGAUCAUAUUUCACUGGAAUGUUUCAAAAAAUGUAAGCUUGUUUCAACAAUAACAAAACAAAACAAAAAUGCAUCCAUCAUCAUGGGUCGAAAGUUUCUCUAUUGUUAGUUAAUGAAAAUAUUAGAUUGAAAAAAAAGGUGCCAUAGUACUCGCAGAAUCCUAUGAUACUGAAUUUCGUUGUUCUGGACUUUUCAGCAAAGCCUAAAAGUAUCGUGUUAAUAACGAUGAUUGUCAUGUGGAAAGACAUAUAAUUAUUCGAAAACACAGACCAUUGAUGCAUCCGCAGUUGACAGAGGUAUAGUCCGAUUUUUUUUUGAAACUGCCAUGCGAAAUCAAAUAUAGAUUUACUCGUAGGAAAAUACAAAGUAUCUAAAUUACUGCUAUAGUACUAUGUAUUUUGGAAGUACAUAUUAUAUAGAACAGCUAUUUGACGUACAGAACUAAAACUAUGUAAUAAAGUGUCUAAUUUAUUAGUAUGUACAAUUUCAAAGAAA
Molecule: messenger RNA, 8069 nt
Organism: Wyeomyia smithii (pitcher-plant mosquito)
Lineage: Eukaryota; Metazoa; Arthropoda; Insecta; Diptera; Culicidae
Gene: Ten-a
Product: teneurin-a
Exons: 14
Coding region: 74-6970 (2298 amino acids)
Biological process (GO): motor neuron axon guidance
Source: RefSeq, a predicted model, not a curated record